GCCAGGCCUGGAGGAUAGCCGAGAGUUACUGCCGCUCCGGCUGCCGGUGUUUGCGGGUCGCGGGGAGCAGGGCCUGGUGGGCGGGGUGUGUCGCGAUGCCGGAGCUGGCGGUGCAGAAGGUGGUGGUCCACCCCCUGGUGCUGCUCAGUGUGGUGGAUCAUUUCAAUCGAAUGGGCAAGGUUGGAAACCAAAAACGUGUUGUUGGUGUGCUUUCGGGGUCGUGGCAAAAGAAAGUACUCGAUGUAUCCAACAGUUUUGCAGUUCCUUUUGAUGAAGACGACAAAGAUGAUUCUGUCUGGUUUUUAGACCAUGAUUACUUGGAAAACAUGUAUGGAAUGUUUAAGAAGGUCAACGCCAAAGAAAGAAUAGUUGGGUGGUACCACACAGGCCCUAAACUACACAAGAAUGACAUCGCCAUCAAUGAACUCAUGAAAAGAUACUGCCCUAACUCAGUAUUGGUCAUCAUUGAUGUGAAGCCAAAGGACCUGGGACUGCCCGCAGAAGCAUAUAUUUCGGUGGAAGAAGUUCAUGAUGAUGGAACCCCAACCUCAAAAACAUUUGAGCACGUGACCAGUGAAAUUGGAGCCGAGGAAGUCGGAGUUGAACACUUGUUAGGAGACAUCAAAGACACUACAGUGGGCACUCUUUCCCAGCGGAUCACAAACCAGGUCCAUGGUCUGAAGGGCCUCAACUCCAAGCUCCUGGACAUCAGGGGCUACCUGGAGAAGGUGGCCACUGGCAAGCUGCCCAUCAACCACCAGAUCAUCUACCAGCUGCAGGAUGUCUUCAACCUGCUGCCAGAUGUCAGCCUGCAGGAAUUUGUCAAGGCCUUUUACCUGAAGACCAACGAUCAGAUGGUGGUGGUAUAUUUGGCCUCACUGAUCCGUUCUCUGGUUGCCUUGCACAGCCUCAUCAACAACAAGAUUGCCAACCGGGACGCAGAAAAGAAAGAAGGGCAAGAAAAGGAAGACAGCAAAAAGGAUAGAAAAGACAACAAAGAGAAAGAGAAGGAAAAGAGUGAUGUAAAGAAAGAAGAGAAAAAGGAGAAAAAAUAAAACAUGUAGCUUUUUAAUUUGUAAAU
This is a messenger RNA of Dama dama (fallow deer), 1081 nucleotides long. RefSeq names its product 26S proteasome non-ATPase regulatory subunit 7-like. Gene Ontology annotation, molecular function: metallopeptidase activity; protein binding. Gene Ontology annotation, biological process: proteasome-mediated ubiquitin-dependent protein catabolic process. Gene Ontology annotation, cellular component: proteasome regulatory particle; proteasome complex. The transcript has a single exon. NCBI's taxonomy places the organism in Eukaryota, Metazoa, Chordata, Mammalia, Artiodactyla, Cervidae. The coding region runs from base 96 to 1055 and encodes 319 amino acids. The record is from RefSeq and is a predicted model, not a curated record.